AUGCCUAAUGAGAGAGUAAUUAAAUCUAAUACUCCCAAAACUGUUACUAAAGCUACUCCUAAAGAAACAACAGAAAAUGAAGUAAUGAGCACUAAACCUACAAAUAAAACGAUGCAUAAUGACAUACCAACUGAACCCGAAACCCCCACAACUACUCAAGAAACUGAUACUAAAGAAGAAACUAUCAAUGAAAGUAGUACCAAAAAGGUGUUUCCGCAUGUGCUACUUGCAAUAACCACCGCGGUCGCAGGCGCCGGUGCGGCGCCCAUACACCGGGGCAUGAAAAACGACCCUCUGGUGUUCAUCUCGAACCCUAUAGAAUCCGAGUUUCCUGGACACUGGAUUCCCGAGAGUAUCCUCAAAAGAAUUUUAAAUAGACCAAAUAACCCGUCUACAAAACAACCGUUGAAAGCUACAAAAGAACGAUUGAGAGCUACAAUAUCUGUUAUCCGACCCAGACCUAUAACUAUAAAACCAACCACUACAACUGAAAUUCAAACAACAACGCCAAAACCAACCCCAACAACAACGACUACAACACCAACUCCAACCACAACAACAACUCCAACCACAACAGCAACUCCAACCACUACAACAACCACGUCUUCACCAACAACAAUAACACCAGCCACACCGCCAACAACACCAACAGAACCAACAACAACAACAACCGACCCAACAACCACAAAAACUGAACCAACAACAACAGAACCAACAACAUCAACAACAACAGAACCAACGACAACAACAGAACCAACGACAACAACAGAACCAACAACAACAACAGAGCCAACAACAACAACAGAUCCAACAACAACAAAACAUAGAAGAUUGACAACAACAACACCGAAACCCAUUGAAAAUGAUACUAAUGCUAACAGUGUAAAUGGAUAA
Molecule: messenger RNA, 894 nt
Organism: Cydia amplana
Lineage: Eukaryota; Metazoa; Arthropoda; Insecta; Lepidoptera; Tortricidae
Product: integumentary mucin C.1-like
Exons: 2
Coding region: 1-894 (297 amino acids)
Source: RefSeq, a predicted model, not a curated record